Lactuca virosa is the source of this 1632-nucleotide messenger RNA. Lineage: Eukaryota; Viridiplantae; Streptophyta; Magnoliopsida; Asterales; Asteraceae. The record is from the annotation of a GenBank genome assembly.
AUCUUUCCCACUUAAUACCCUCUCUCUCUCUCUCUCUCUCUCAUAGCACCAUGGCCACUAUGGGAGUAGAUGGGAAGGAUUUCUAUAGAGCGAAAGUUGACUUUGACGAAACAAAAGCUGGAGUGAAAGGAGUGUUAGACUCAGGUGUGCUGAAAAUCCCGGAGAUUUUCGUCCACCCACCGGAGAAUGUGUCUCUGGGGACAUUAUGUGAUAUGAAUCUUAAAGUUCCGGUGAUAGAUUUUGAAAGAGUUGAAGAAGGUGGAAAACGAGGUGAAAUUGUUGGUGAGAUAAAGGACGCGGCGGCGAAUUGGGGGAUUUUGCAGGUGGUUAACCAUGGGAUAGGGAGUGGUGUUAUGGAAGAGAUGAUAGAAGGUAUACGAAGGUUUCAUGAGCAACCACCGGAGGUGAAGAUGGAGUGGUACUCACGUGAGCAUGACCAAAAAGUGAAGUAUUAUUCAAAUGGAGAUCUUUAUGUCUCAAAAGCAGUAAACUGGAGAGACUCCAUAUCUUGUCACUAUGCUGAUGGUGUACUUGAUCCUAAUGCAUUGCCACACGCUUUCAGUGGAGCAAUAAAGAAGUACAUGGAAGAGAUGAUGAAGCUAAAAAACACACUAGCCGAGCUCCUUUCAGAGGCAUUAGGCCUUGAGACAGACUAUCUAACAAGCAUCGAGUGUAUGAAAACCAUAACUCUCGUCUGUCAUUACUACCCCUCUUGCCCUGAGCCAAAUCUAACUCUUGGAGCCACUAAACACUCAGACCCAUCUUUCCUCACCAUUCUCCUUCAAGACACUAUCGGUGGUCUCCAAGUUCUCCAAAAAACCAAUGGGUAGAUGUGGAGCCAAUCAAAGGGGCACUCAUAGUAAACAUCGGAGAUCUCAUGCAACUCAUCACAAAUGAUAAAUUCAUAAGUGUUCAACACAGGGUACGGGCCGCACGAAUCGGGCCUAGAAUAUCGGCCGCCUGUUUUUUCUAUCCAAGCGUUGCUAAUAACUAUAAGCCGUAUGGGCCCAUAAAGAAGCUUCUAGAAGAAACCCGCCCACCUAUAUACCGUGAAACCAGCCAUAAAGAAUAUAUGGCUUACUACAAAGAAAAAGGACUAGAUGGUACCUCAUCUCUUCCUUUCUUUAAGCUGUAGCAACCGGAUUGUAAUUUGUAGCUUGUAUGUAACUCGUUUCUUUUUAUUAUUUAAUAAAAAAAUCAAAUUGUUUUUUUUUUUUUACAAACUUAUUGAAAUUGGAAAAAAAAAAAAAAAAAAAAUUACAGAAUUGGAUUUUGGAUCACCAACCUUGAGGCCAUCUUCUCUUUGGGUCAAGCUUAGGCAACCAUCUUUUCUUCUUCUUCAUGGUUGACUUUUUAUCUGGCCAUAUCAGCUUUAACAAGGGUCCCUUCCUGCUUGGUUUAGGGUUUUGAGGCAAGUGUAUGAACACAGGAGGAAAGAUUUCAUCGUGUGUCCUGAUGCUGUUGAAUCUGAGGUACUUUUGUUCCAAGGAUUCUUUGGGUAUGUCUCUAGCUAACAUAGGAGAUGCACCACCCCAGUAGUUGGUGCCUAAUGAUGGGUGUUGUGGUGUUCUAAAUUCCAACAUUUCUCUUUGCAUCAUCUUUAAAGAUCCAAUAAUAAUAAUAAUAAUUGGU